Molecule: messenger RNA, 3884 nt
Organism: Alligator mississippiensis (American alligator)
Lineage: Eukaryota; Metazoa; Chordata; Crocodylia; Alligatoridae
Gene: PCK2
Product: phosphoenolpyruvate carboxykinase 2, mitochondrial
Exons: 10
Coding region: 78-2003 (641 amino acids)
Biological process (GO): propionate catabolic process; cellular response to glucose stimulus; gluconeogenesis
Cellular component (GO): cytosol
Molecular function (GO): manganese ion binding; GTP binding; phosphoenolpyruvate carboxykinase (GTP) activity
Source: RefSeq, a predicted model, not a curated record
ACCCCGCCCCGCGUCCUUUUUAACCCGCGCGCCCCGGACCCCUGGGUUCCCUCCCGCCGGCACGGGACAGCGGGGCCAUGGCGCCGCCGGGCACUCGCCUGCUGGGGCAGGGCAUGCGCUGGCUGCGGGGCUGCCGGGCGGCAUGGGCGCGGGGCACGCACACAGCCCUGCGCGUGGUGCACGGGGACCUGGAGGCAGCGCCGGCGCGGGUGCGAGCCUUCGUGGAGCAGGGUGCCCAGCUGUGCCAACCGGCUGCCGUGCACCUGUGCGAUGGGUCGCAGGCCGAGAAUGGUGCUGUGCUGGCCCUGCUGGAGACUGAGGGUGUCCUCCAGCGCCUCGCCAAGUAUGAGAACUGCUGGCUGGCACGGACUGACCCCAAGGACGUGGCGCGGGUGGAGAGCAAGACGGUGAUUGUGACAGAGCAGCAGCGGGACACGGUGCCUAUCCCAGCUUCUGGUGCCACCGGGCAGCUCGGCAAUUGGAUGAGCCCUGCUGACUUCCAGGCUGCGGUGGACAACCGCUUCCCUGGCUGCAUGAGAGGGCGCACCAUGUAUGUGAUCCCAUACAGCAUGGGUCCGCUGGGCUCGCCGCUGGCCAAGACGGGCGUGCAGCUGACGGACUCACCCUACGUGGUGGCCAGCAUGCGCAUCAUGACCCGAAUGGGUGCCCCUGCCCUGCGCGCCCUUGGUGAUGGGGAGUUUGUGCAGUGCCUGCACUCCGUGGGACAGCCACUGCCCCUGCAAGAGGAGCUGGUGAACAACUGGCCCUGUAACCCGGCCAAGACACUGAUUGCACAUGUGCCUGACCGGCGGGAGAUCGUUUCCUUCGGCAGUGGCUACGGUGGCAACUCCCUGCUGGGCAAGAAGUGCUUUGCCCUGCGCAUCGCCUCGCGCAUUGCCCGCGAUGAGGGCUGGCUGGCUGAGCACAUGCUGAUCCUGGGCCUCACCAGCCCUGAGGGGCGGAAGAAGUACGUGGCGGCCGCAUUCCCCAGCGCCUGCGGCAAGACCAACCUGGCCAUGAUGACGCCAUCGCUGCCCGGCUGGCGCGCUGAGUGUGUGGGCGACGACAUUGCCUGGAUGAAGUUUGACAGUGAGGGACGUCUGCGGGCCAUCAAUCCUGAAAGUGGGUUCUUCGGGGUGGCGCCAGGCACAUCAAUGCGCACCAACCCCAACGCCAUGCACACAGUGCAGCGCAACACGCUCUUCACCAACGUGGGGCUCACCGGCGAGGGCGGCGUCUACUGGGAGGGCAUCGACCACCACCUGCCCCCUCGCACACCCAUCUAUGACUGGCAGGGCCGGCCCUGGAGCCCUGAUGCCAAGGAGCCAUGUGCCCACCCCAACUCGCGGUUCUGCGCCCCUGCCCGCCAGUGCCCCAUCAUGGACCCAGCUUGGGAAUCUCCUGAGGGAGUCCCCAUUGAUGCCAUCAUCUUCGGUGGCCGGAGACCCCAAGGGGUGCCGCUAGUCUAUGAGGCCUUCAACUGGCAGCAUGGUGUCUUUGUGGGCAGUGCCAUGCGUUCCGAGUCCACCGCUGCCGCCGAGCACAAAGGCAAGGUGAUCAUGCACGACCCCUUCGCCAUGCGUCCUUUCUUCGGGUACAACUUUGGGCGGUACCUGGAACACUGGCUGGCCGUGGGGGAGCGGAGCGGCGCCCGCCUGCCCAAGAUCUUCCACGUCAACUGGUUCCGCAAGGGCCCCGAUGGCAAUUUCCUGUGGCCCGGCUUCGGCGAGAACUGCCGUGUGCUGGACUGGAUCUGUCGGCGUGUGGAUGGAGAGGACAGUGCCCAGGAGACACCCAUUGGCUAUGUUCCCCGCGAGGGGGCCCUCAAUCUCCAGGGCUUGGCCAACGUGGACUACCAGGAGCUCUUCCACCUGCCCAAGGAAUUCUGGGAGCAGGAGGCGCGGGACAUACGCAAGUACCUCACGGAGCAGGUCAACGAGGACCUGCCCCGCGAGGUGAUGCAGGAGCUGGAGGGGCUGGAGAGCCGUGUGAAGAAGAUGUGAGGGGGCCAGUGGGGACUGGAGAAACGGAGACUGACUGUUUACAUGACUACUUCACCACCAUCCUCGGCUUGUUCCGGCCUGUCCACUACCUGGGGGAAGGCCAUCUUGUUCCUCUGACCAACGGUCAGCUGCCUUGUCUCUUUGGACAUGGGUCAGCCAUCAUCUUCCCUUGACCACAGUCUACUGACCUCAUUCCAUUGCCUACUGGGCAGCUAUUUUGUUCUUUAGCUUUCCCAUCAGCCAUUUUGCACCCUUGCUGCUAGUUCUGCCAUCUUGUCUCUUUGAAGUGACCAGCCAGCAUGUUUCCUUGACUAAGUGUCAGCUCUCUUGACUGCUGUCUACUGAUUAGAACUAAUCAGAACUAAUUCUGUUGCUUACAGGGUAGCCAUUUUGUUGCCCUCCCACUUGUCUGCAGGGUAGCCAUUUUGUGCCCUGGACCCAGAUCCACUACCUUGUUUCCUUGACAAGCAUUGGCCUUCUCGUCUCUUUGACAGGGGUUGGCCACCUUCUCUGACCAAGCCACUGGCCAUCUGGUUUGCUUGAUAUGAGUUGGUCUCGUUCUUUCCCGUGACCCAAAUUCAGAGACUUCAUAUUCUUCCCUGCAGGGCAGCCAAUUUGUUGCCCUCCUGCUUGCCUGUGGGUCAGCCAUUGUGUCCCCUCUCCCCUAGUUCCACCAUUUUGUCCUUUCUCCCCUAGUUCCACCAUCUUGCCUCAGACAAGUUGGCCAUCUUGCCUCCUACCUACAGGUUGGCCAUUUUCUUCCCACACUUCCUCAUCCAGGAGUCUGCUGUCUUGUCAUUUGGUGUGAGCAUGAGCCUACCCCAGCUGCUCCCUUGAUUACAAGUCAGCCAUCUUGUCUCCUUUAUCCUGGCAGAUUUGGUCUUUUUGGAGUUGGCUCUUCCUUCCAGUCAGGUUUUAAUUUUCCUCACGCAUGAGGCUGGCAGGGCUGCAGCAAGACUCGCAGCUGCCAGGUUUUCUGGGCCCUUGGCAUCUGCCUGUGGUCUAGAUGUGUCAAACCAGCUGGCCUUGGCUUUUUCUCCUAAUGCUAAUUUGUAGCUGUACUACUUGCCCACGUUCCACUGCGGAAGAAUCUUGGCCAUCUCUCUCAGCCGCAACAGCUGUUUGUAACCAUGUCUUCUUCACCAUGUCCAACGCGGCCAUGGAAGUUCCUACCUCUUCAGGCUGACCUUCCACCAUCCCCUAAUGCUGCCACCACUAAGGAUGAUGCUUCCCACCACCCAAAUCCGUCUCCCAAACAGAAACUCGGUUCAUCUCCAUGCCUAUCAGGCCAUAACUGUGACCAAACUCCCAUCCUCUGACCUCCAAGCUCUUCCUGAGGUUCAUUCCCAGUCAUGACUGACCAAAGGCCCAGUUGGGUGCUCUCCUGUCCCUCAAGACCCAUCUAUGUCCAUUCCUUCUGCCUCUCCCUCUGCCUGUUGCUAUUCUUGUAGCCACACUACUGCCUUACAACAGACAUGACCUAUAUGAGACUGAACUGCGACCCGGCAAACAAGCCUUGACCAGCUUCCAAUCUACAGCACUCAAUCCAACCACGUACCAGCUGUCUACCCCUUGACUCCUCAGCCUCUUUGCCAAGGCGGCCACAUCUCUUCAUGCAACCACAGCCUCACGACAACUUUACCCCAACCCAGCGUGAAGGACUCAGCCUUCAGUUUCUGGCAUGAGGGCGCAGCUGGAGGCCCGGCUAGUGCCCAGGGAAGGCAGGCCGGGGGCAGAGGCAGGACCAAGGGAGCUAGAGCCUGGUAGGGUGGUGCGGGGAACGUCAAUUUAGGGUUUUAUAAGGAAAUAGUAUUUUCUUAUGGGUAAGGACUAACCCACGGUGCGUGCGGGCUAGCCUGGCAAUAAAGGACUUGAAGCACA